AUAAUUUUGAAAAUAAAGAAAUUUGAUUGAAAAAGAAGAUAAAAGAAAGAAAAUGGAGGUGCUCAACUUAACGUGAAGGUGGAGUAAGGUGAGAGUGGGAGGUGAAGAAAAACAAAGAAAGAAAGAUAAAGGAGGGAGGGGUAAUCUGAAAGUAGGGAUGGAAGAUGAAGUACAAUUCAAAAUCAAAUUAAAAUUACUAAAAAAGAAAAGAGAGAAAUAAAGAAAAAACCUAAAAUAAAAAAAAAUUAUAUUUCAAAUUAAAUUAACACGAGUCACACAUUGAUUGGUGUGUGAUAAGUUUACCAUCUAAAAUCUGGAAUUGAUCGAAAUAUGAUGUAAUAAUGUAUGUUCGAAAUUGUUUAGGAGGUAAUAAGACGAUUGCAUAAUUAACGUAUCUUUUUAAACGUUCGACAUAACUUCAAAUAUCACUGUAUGUCUUUUGUCUAAUUCAUUAUUAUAAAUCUUUAAAAUUACGAUUUGAAAUUCUAACUUCAAAUAGCAUGUCCAAUUAUGUCAACUUUAAAGUUAAGUUAUGUCCAAAUGAAUUUUCUAAAACUCACGUGUAGACAAACCAAAGAUCAAAUUAAUAUAUAAUAGAGAUACAGCAGCAUAUAUUAUACCCAUCUAACUUUAAUAGUACUAACAUUGUAGAUGUUUUCUCAACAUCAAUAUCCUUUCCUUUCUCAUAUUUUCACCAAUACAAUUUUCUGUCUCGCAAUAAUUGUGUGUUGUUUUGAAUGGAAAAUCAUUUGGGUCUUUUGAGAAUUCGUAUUAUCAGAGGAAUUAAUUUGGCCAUUAGAGACUUGAGAAGCAGUGAUCCUUAUGUUGUUGUUAGAAUGGGCAAACAGAAAUUGAAGACUCGAGUGGUGAAGAAGAAUGUUAAUCCUGAAUGGAAUGAAGACUUAACGUUAGGUGUUGCUCAACCUAUUCUCCCAAUCAAGCUGCAAGUUUAUGACAAGGAUACAUUUUCUCGCGAUGAUAAAAUGGGCGAUGCAGAACUUGACAUUGUACCAUUUAUAGAUGCAGUAAGGAUGACGCGCUAUAAGAACAUCCCCAAUGGAGUAAUAAUUUCGAGAAUAAUGCCUAACCGGCAGAAUUGCUAUUCAGAAGAAAGCUGUAUUGUGUAUGAAAAUGGCAAGGUUGUUCAAAACGCGUUUCUUAGAUUGAGGAAUGUUGAGCGUGGUGAGAUACAACUACAGUUGCAGUGGAUACACAUUCCUGGUUCCAAGAAUCUAUAACUAUUUCUAUCCCAGCUAAUUGUGGCCAUUAUGCUUCUGUUUCUUUGUUUCUUUUGAAUUUCUAAUGGCCGGCCUUGUAAAGAAAGCUAGAUAUUUUGUAUUUGUUGAUAUCAUAAAUUAUUGAUGUUCAAUUAAAUGAACUUGUCCUGUUUCUGUUGUUGCUUA
Molecule: messenger RNA, 1403 nt
Organism: Solanum lycopersicum (tomato)
Lineage: Eukaryota; Viridiplantae; Streptophyta; Magnoliopsida; Solanales; Solanaceae
Product: protein C2-DOMAIN ABA-RELATED 2-like
Source: RefSeq, a predicted model, not a curated record